Molecule: messenger RNA, 276 nt
Organism: Echinostoma caproni
Lineage: Eukaryota; Metazoa; Platyhelminthes; Trematoda; Plagiorchiida; Echinostomatidae
Source: the annotation of a GenBank genome assembly
AUGCUCAAUCGAGCUGGUGACCAGUGCCACAUCGAAGAUGCUUUGGAUGAGUGUGAUAUCAUUACAUCCGGCGAACAAAUGGCCUUCCGAGAAGAUGUAAAAAUGCCUGUCCGAAGCCUGUGCACAAAAUGUGGUAGUGUUUCCAGUCAGCCAGUUUGUCAAGCAUGCACACUUUUGGACGGACUUAAUGCCGGACUUCCUCAACUGGCCGUGGGCAAAUCGCGCGAUCGCGCAUUCUUCAAACAUUCGGACUCAGCAAGCAUCGAAAAAGACUGA